GAGGCACAGCAAGUGGUUAGGAAGCUCCAAGAAGCGUGGGAAACAGCUCGUACAAUCAUGAAGGAAGCGCAGGACAAGAAGCGAAGAGAUAUUGAUCCCCACCGACGUGAAGUAGACUUCAAGGUAGGAGACAGAGUCUGGGUGGCUACAAGAAAUUGGAAGACCGAACGCCCAAGCCGCAAGCUAGACCAUCAGAUGGCAGGCCCGUACGAAGUAAUUCGACAAGUUGGACACUCUUACGAAGUCAAGUUACCAGCUUCAAUGAAGAUACACCCAGUGUUCUCAACAGACCGCCUACGAAAAGCUUCGGACGACCCUUUAGCUGGACAGAUAAAUGAACCACCUCCGCCUAUACAGGUUACAGACGACGAGGAGUGGGAAGUGGAAGAGGUAAUUGCAGUCAAGAGAACAAGGAAAGCACUAUAUUAUAGGGCAAAGUGGACAGGGCAUGACGAGGAUCCAGAAUGGUAUCCGGCGUCCGACUUCAAGUAUUCGCCACACAAACUUAGGAGCUUUCACUUACAGUACCCUGCAGAACCAGGACCCCCGCGUCGACUACAGGAGUGGAUUAAGGCUUGGGAGGAUGGACUAGAUUCGUACGAACAAUUGGACGACAAUACAGAGAUGCCUACAAGCUUGAGGGCAAGCUUUUUUCAAAGGGGGGGGUAAUGUGACGGUUCAGACCGUCACGUGCUACCUAUCACGUGGUGUCGCUUAGCGACCCACACCUUGUAUUUAGAUCGAAGCUCUCUCGAGCUCUCCUCUUCUCCUCAGCUUAGAAUCCUCGUAUUUGACAGUUUCUACGAUUCCACCUCUCCACCGUGGGCCUUGCGUACGUGUCGUCACAUAACCUGCCUACGUAGAGUCUACGAUACUAGAAAUUCGGCAACCAGGUCUCGCUUAUUCUACUUGAAUCAGAAAUCUGUUAUGUUGACAAGCGCCAAAUGUCCUGGGAUUCGAAAGUUGUCAUUGGCAAUCUGUGCAGUACGAUUGGUGGACUUGCAGCCAAAAUUCCAGGGGUUCCUUCUCCAACCGAGCACCGCGUGAGAGGGUACGAGGCGAUUGGUACGAUUAGUCAGAAAUGAUUGGACACAAACAAAAGCAGGCCUCGGUUAGCUUUUGUGGCCCAGCGUGCUACUGGUAGUAUGCUCCAGAUGAGUUUUUCAAACAUUCUAAGAUGAACUUAAAACGUAUGCGUAGGAUUUCUCGACGAAUUCUUCCAUUUCAUCUGAAGUCCAGGACACCAAACUCAAACCAAGUUGAUCUCUCCGUGCCGCUUUUGUGGAAAGCCACGCGACAUUGUGGCGUUUUCGAAAUCAGCACUUGUCCUGAUUUGGGGUAGCAUGAUGUUCGCUUCUCCCAUCCCAUCCUCCCCUCUUCCCCGAACGUCUCUGACAACCAACAUUUCCUUUCUUGGGCGACCAUCUCUCCUUGGGUGAUAUACGGGCUUGGUAGCAAACCUUUUUUUUCCCCCAUGCUUUUUCCACAGUUUCCAUGCAGUGACUCAAUCCGUCGCUUCUGCAUUCGUUCAACGUCGUCGCAUGAGCUCGUUCCACUUAGGUGGCCACUUGCUGGGACAGGUAGUGUUAGUCUUCAGCGGACAUAACCACCCAACAGGGGAAGAUUGGUAGUUCAUCCUACAUAAAAUGGUCUUUUGCGGAAAACCAUCCGGCGGCUGUCAUGCUUGCAGGGCACGAAAAACAAGAGUAAGUCGUAUUGGCAUCUACGUCAAGAAUUCUGUAAUCCUGGUACUUGAAGGACAGGCACUUCUUUUGAACCGCCUUUUGUCGUCACGUUUUUUCACUGACCAGCCGCAGUGUGACAAAAUUGAUAUUGCCGAGGGGGGCUGUACACAGUGCAAAAGAGCAAAAAGAACAUGCCCCGGCUAUAGGAUCGCCGGCGAGUUGAUUUUUAGGGACGAAAGUAGCAAUGUCGUUCGGAAAUUCAAAGCCACCGAGGCGCGACAUAAAAAGGCUCUGGCAGGGCGUCGUCAUUUCGCUGCCAGCAGUAGUAGUGCCCAGUCGACCACAAGUAGUCCCCGGGUAUCAGAAAGCGAUCAAGAAGAAAAGUAUCAAUCCGAAAUCUCAGUCACAUCUCCUGAGGUGGUGCAGCAAGAUCAACUUUCCCUCUCCUAUUCACUAGCGCCGAAUCUUGAAGAUAGGGCUACGUCAUUUUUCGCUUUUCAUUAUAUCCUGGAUCCCAAAGGGCCUUCCAAACCGCUCAUGGAUCGAGCCACGGAUCUUUUUCAGAAUCAACAUCUGGAUGAAUCCUUGCUUGCCAGUAUGCGAGCAGUUGGUCUGGCUGCGUAUUCACACACGGCCCAUGCACCAUCUCUCAUGAACAACGCCAAGUAUCAAUACUUGAGAGCAAUACAGUUUACCAAUGCCGCUAUUCGCAAUCCAGAAGAUGUGAAGAAGGACAGUACACUGAUGGCGAUACAGAUUCUCGCUAUCUUUGAGACGGUGACGGGAUGUCGACAGCGCUCGCUGAAGGAUUGGAUAGAACACGUGUAUGGGGCAGCGGCAGUCAUCAGACUUCGCGGACCUGAACAAGUGCAAACUUUAGGUGGUCGGCGAUUAUUACUACAUGCAGUAUCUAAUAUUCUCAUUAAUUGUGUGUAUCGUGGCAUCCGAUUGCCUGAACACCUUCGAGAAUACCUGUUCGAGACUUUCAAACAGUCGGCAGAAAGCCGACUGGAAUAUCUACUGAUGGAUGUCAUGGUUCGUUUUGCGGAUCUUCGUGCCGGUGUUCAAGACGGUUCAGUUACAGGUCUCGCCAAUAUUCUCUCCUCUGCUCUGGAAAUGGACAGUGUCCUUCUGAAACUAUACACCAAUCCUCCUCCUGGUUGGGAGUACAAAACCAUUUUGACAGAUGCGCAAACCGAUGUCAUUUUUGACGGCCGAUACCAUAUAUAUAGCGAUCAUCUGGUAGCACUAAUGUGGAACUGGCUCCGAACACUAAGGAUCAUGUUGAACGGGAUGAUUCGAGAGAUCUUACUUAAUGGAUUCACGGCUACCCCACCACUGUUCACUCAUGUCAAAUAUACGGCUCAAUUUCAGACGGCCACGGAAACGAUCUUUGCUCUCCAAGGGGAUAUUCUUGCAAGUGUCCCACAGCAUGUUGGGAGAGGAAAUCCACCACGGUCGAUGGCAACGCAAGCACAUUCAGAUAAUAUUGAAGAGGUGCCUCCGAUUACUAUGUCGGAAGCGUCGUCUCUCAUCUGGCCGCUGUGGUUUGCUGGAAAUAGUAAGAUAUAUCAUUUCUCACAUCCCAACAGCUACUCUCGAAACAUUGCUGCUUCUACCUCAUGAUUGUUUUCAUAUUAAAUCCUUUUCUAUGCCAUAAUGUUUUUGGCGCUCUUGAUGAGCCUUGUCACCCCACAGUAUGCGAAAUAGCCUUGAAUAAUCGCAAAACUCUCACCAAAAACGCGAGAAAUCAGGAAUCGCCCUUCCUAAUUUCUCGAUUCUUUUCCUCAUACGUUUUGUGGUUAUUCCAGGGUAUUUCGCAGACAAAUUCAUGGAGUAGAUGGGAUAGUGCAAUGCUCAUGUUGCCAUUCAUAUACAUUUAAACUAACUUGAUUACAUAGUGGCCAAUGCAACCGACAAAAUCCGAGAAUUUACCUUAAGAAUUCUCCAUUCUAUUGGAGAUAUACAGGGUGUACGGCAAGCGCAUGUUCUUGCCAACCUGCUGCAAACGAAAUCUGCUAUCCGAGUCUGGGAUAUGCAGAGGGAAACCGCUCACCCCAGUCGAUCAGCGCUCCUCAUCCAAGAUUCUCUCAAAACAAGCUAAUUUUGGAUUCAUGUUGGUUGAAUGAUUCUACGACGACGAGAAGAGCAAUAUAGAGAAAUAGACGAUGGUUGAAUGAAUAGCCACUUAGAUAUCGACUUUCUGGCUAUAACAGGACAGGUCUGUUGAGGAUCUACAUGCUGAGUCUUUGAGACUAAAAGCAGUAGCAGCAACCCAAAUGUGGAAUGUAUCACGAUUUGUAUCACGAUUUGUAUUUGUAAAAAAUACAUAGAGAGAAGCCGCGGCGAGGUUCUCACAAAGACGAAUACGUUACGGAGGUAGAGCCUGUCAUAGUUUGAGCACAGGCUUGAUAUAUCUUGGUGAAGCUUGGACUUGGGUUGACAGAAAACGUACUUUAAUAGCAAAACAAUUAGUUGAUUCUAUAGGGCCUUUAACAUACAGAAAACA
This is a messenger RNA of Hymenoscyphus albidus, 4194 nucleotides long. Lineage: Eukaryota; Fungi; Ascomycota; Leotiomycetes; Helotiales; Helotiaceae. The record is from the annotation of a GenBank genome assembly.